AUGAAGUUUUCUUCCCUCGUUACUGUCUUACUUACCUUCAUCUACACCGUAAGCGCAUCGGAUCAGUUUAAACUGUUAGCAUACCGGAAUUGUGAUCCCCUCCGCUAUGGUACGGUCUAUUCAAAAAAUAAAAUUCUCUACUUUGGUCCGGAUGAACCACCAUUAGUUGGAAAUUUAACCGCUUGUGGGUACUUACAAUUCGCGGAUGGCGAUUAUGCCGUUGUGACUCGCGAUGGGUAUCUUCAAAGAGGUCCCAUUAAAGACGCGGCAAAUGGAUUUUCUCUACAGAAUGGUAAUUUGUACUAUAGAGGCGUAAAUGGAUUUGAGGCCAUUGAAUGGAAUGGGAAAUAUUUGAUCACGACCUUAACUCAUCAAGGAGGAUUACAGUUUUAUGUUAAGGCUCAAAAAGUUCACAGCAAGGACAAUGCACACGAUUUUCAACCAACUGGCGCAUGUACGCUAAAUGUGCCAUCUGCUACACUUUACAGCGAGUAA
Molecule: messenger RNA, 495 nt
Organism: Zygosaccharomyces rouxii
Lineage: Eukaryota; Fungi; Ascomycota; Saccharomycetes; Saccharomycetales; Saccharomycetaceae
Exons: 1
Coding region: 1-495 (164 amino acids)
Source: RefSeq, a predicted model, not a curated record